Messenger RNA from Schistocerca serialis cubense, 795 nucleotides. RefSeq lists its product as uncharacterized. The record is from RefSeq and is a predicted model, not a curated record. The transcript is spliced from 2 exons. The coding region runs from base 1 to 795 and encodes 264 amino acids. NCBI's taxonomy places the organism in Eukaryota, Metazoa, Arthropoda, Insecta, Orthoptera, Acrididae.
AUGCCGUACAGAUGUUGUGUGACCGGGUGCAAAGGCAAUUGCCCGAAGGGACCGAAAGUGCAAGUUUUUUCAUUUCCAAAGGAAGAAAAAUUAUUAGAAAAGUGGAAAUGGGCUAUCCCAAGGGAAAAUUUAACAAUCAGCAAAACAACAAAGGUGUGUGAACAGCAUUUUCACCCUCAUGAAAUUAUAACAACAUCUCAAGAUAUCAGAAGAAAUGGAGACGUUCCUCGCACACUUGCAAGACCAAGUUUGCUUUCAACAGCAGUUCCUUCUGUUUUUCCAAACUGCCCUCACUAUUUGAGCAAACCUUCAAGCUACAGAAUUGGCCCUGAGGUAAAGAGACAGAAACUUGAAGAGCAAAAUAUUCAGGCAGCUGUUCAGGAUAGUCUGAAGGAAAGGGAAAUAUAUUUAAAAGCUCAGUCCAUUGCAUCACUGUGUGAGUUAAAGGCAAAACUGUCAAUGUUAACGCUAUGUGAUUUCUGGAGUAUCAUUACAAAACCUACAUCUGUAUUGUUUGCAAACAUUGAGACAGUUCCUUAUCCUGUAAUAAAAUAUUCUGUUCUUGUUAGUGAAGGCCUUGAUGUAUCAGUAUUUGUCCUGAACAAGCAAAGAAACAAAAUAGGACUAAAUGGGGACAAGGUUUUAAUAAGGGUUUCAAGCAUUGUUGAAUUAGGUAAUCUGUUAGACUGUGUGGAAAAAGCUGACAUGCAGAUUAAUGAUCCAAAUAAUAUUGAACAAAUUUUGAGUUAUGUAUGUGACAUUCUGCAGGCACUUAAUUUAUCUGAGUAUGAAUAG